Rosa chinensis is the source of this 1002-nucleotide messenger RNA. Its product is annotated as pre-rRNA-processing protein TSR2 homolog. Bases 146 to 538 code for a protein of 130 amino acids. Gene Ontology annotation, cellular component: nucleus. The transcript is spliced from 4 exons. The record is from RefSeq and is a predicted model, not a curated record. Lineage: Eukaryota; Viridiplantae; Streptophyta; Magnoliopsida; Rosales; Rosaceae. Gene Ontology annotation, biological process: maturation of SSU-rRNA from tricistronic rRNA transcript (SSU-rRNA, 5.8S rRNA, LSU-rRNA).
AGCCACAUCUUCAUCUGUUCUCCAUUUCCAAAAAGCCACCAAAUCGACCGAUCCAAACAGAGGGACAAAGUCGAGUGAGAAAGAGAGGAGAGUUGCGUUGGGUGUACUUAGAGCUCGAUCAAUCGAGGGGUCUCUAGCUACUUCCAUGGAAUCCAUCAGCGGAGGACGUGUGAGUAGUAGCACUAUCAACAAUACACCUUCCACCGCAGAUCAAAAGGUGGCUGUUGUUGACCCCAUAUCUCUUGAUUUCCGCAAAGCCAUCUCGUCGGUUCUUUCGCGGUGGAAUGGCCUCGAAAUGGCUGUCCAGAACCAGUGGGGUGGCCGAGACUCCACCCACAAAGCUCAGCAGCUCUCUGCCGAUAUUCAAUCUUGGUUCUCUCAAUCCAAAGCAGCACCACGUUACGUGGAAGAUCUAGAAAAUUUGCUCCAUGAACGUAUGAUUCUCUCCUUCAACACAGACAUUGAAGAUGGCAGCAUUGAGGAGGUGGCUGAGCAAUUGAUGAUUGUACAUGAGGAAUACUUGCAUGGAAACCAUUAAUUGGAUCGAUAUCAUCACCUACUCCAGCGAUUUUCUAAUUAGGAGCACACAGGUAGUUCGUAGAGUGAUUCAAGAGAAAUAGGAGCUUAAAGGGAGAAACUAAGCCAUAGAUCAUGAAGUACUGAUGCAGAGGACCAAUUUUGAUCAACCAUUUGGCCAGAAAUUACAAGGGAAAUCCACGGAAAUCGUUGUGCAAAACAGUUGCUGCAAAGCAGAAAACUGCAGUUUCAGAAUCAGCUUUCUGGGAACGGUUUUGAGAAGCAAUUCUUGCACCCUUCCAGAUGCUCCUUUGAAUAAAGGGCCAGUGAUCCUUGAAUAAAUGAUGUUAUACUUAAACUACAGCCAAAGAACUGGUCAGAAGUGCCAACAAGGCAGUAGGAAAUCAAAGUCGAAGUAUGCUUCCCGAUAAGGCAGAAACUGUCAGCUUUUCACGAAGCUUUUUGGGAGAUCUUUUCCGGCCAUUU